AUCGGUUCGCGUAAAAGUUACAAGUGUGGUGUGAUGAUCGACGGUGACUAGACAAAUCCUUUCCCCUUUCGUUGACUAUUACUUUUACUAGCGAGGACCCCCGCCUAGUUGCACAUCACAAACCCGGAGGAUUCUUCCGUAUCUAGACAACUACGUGUUUGCGAUGCAUAGCGUUUCCGUUCGUAGAAGUGACACUGCGAACAUCCUUGAGGAGCAGUUACGCGAACCAGUGGUGAAAGUCCUAGACUUCGCGGAAAGUACCGAAUUUCCGAGACAACCAGCAAGCACGUGGACACCGGUUGCAGAAGUAGCGUCCACCUCGUCGUCCGUUUCUUCAUCUUCGCUGGAUAGCAAUCCGGGGUCUACUUCAACAAAACAAACAUCAACUACACCGAGGAGCAGCAGCAUCGGAGCAGUAGUUCGGCUGCUCACCGGAAAUAGAUGUCACAGCAGGGGGCGAUGCAGGGAAAGUUGCAGGCCGCUAAGCGUCGAUGCGAACCAAGUCGUUAAAUCUGCAGAGUCUAACCAGCGGCCGAUGUGCCUAGUUGCCGACCCGAGCGGAGGACUAGGAGUGAUAAGUUUGCUCGUCGUAACGUGUUACGAGCUGCAAACGUGUCUGGGUCUGGUACGAUAUAGAUGAUUUGUCUUGCUGCUCCUUGCGUUAACGGAAGUACUAUAUUUUUUUUUGGAUGUAGUUGUACCUGGUGAACAACUAAUAUAAAGUAGAAACGCAUACACGCAUGACAAACUGCCCUUCCGAGAAUUGAAUGUUAUUUCCUGCAGUGCUCAUGCUCAUCUGAGCAUGACAAACAAGUUCUCCACUCCAAUUUAUGCACUACAGAUCUCGUAGAAGCCCUAAGGUACGCAAAUUUUUGUUUCCCCAGGCACAUUUGCAUAUGGAUAUUUUUGCGACAAGAUCGAAGCUACUUCCUGGUGGGUUUGUCGACGCCAAGCCCGUCUACCACCUCUACCAAGUCAAACAAGCCACAGCCGGGCGACUGGUCGCUGCCGUCCGGGGGAGAAGCAAAUUUCCAACCGGGCAAACAUACGACCUUCGCAAAGAUCUUGGUGUCCACGGAGCAACCCUGGGCACAUCGUAUGAGACUGCGCAACCCCCCCUCCGCCUCAUCAUGAUUUGUCAUGCAAAAUACCAACUCAAGGUUGUAGUUCUCCGCACUGCUUGCAUGACAGCUUUCCGAAGUCCCAACCUAGUCACUGCCUGUUUGCUGAUUAUGAUUUGUCAUGCGGAGGCCACAGAACUUCUUUCAGUUCUGCUUCUACUACUGCUAGCUUGUGUUGCUGUUCAUGCCCCCCACUUCUCAAAUCAGGGGGAGGGGGAAUUGUGGAAUCUCAUACAGUGGCGGAAGCUGCUAUUGUACUUUCGACUACCAGCCGUGACUUGAUCAUCGAGUGCUUGACUUACUUCGAGGUCUUAUCCUGCGUGAAAACGUUCUCACCCCAGGGUGAAGCUUUUGCUGUUGUGCAUGACAAAUUUGGAAUCGCAGGGUCAUGUUGCGCAGCUAGUGGAGCAGUAUCGAAUAAAACUGAUCGGCUAUAUUUAUUUUGA
Molecule: messenger RNA, 1567 nt
Organism: Amoebophrya sp. A120
Lineage: Eukaryota; Dinophyceae; Syndiniales; Amoebophryaceae
Source: the annotation of a GenBank genome assembly